CUCGGGGCUGACGGCUGCGUGCGGAACUGCGAAGCUUGGGCGUUUUGCUUUUUUCCUUUUCUGUUCGCAUUUUGGCUUUGAAAGCCCGAGGCUCCUGCCUGGAGCUCUGGAAAUCGAAGCGUUAGCGCGGGACUUCCGGGCGGAUCGCCGGGAUUGUGAGCCACCGAGCGCUCGGACCUUUGCGGAUGCUGCUCUCCGGCCAUGGCGAGAUGCUGGGUCUGCGCGGCCGGGGUCGCCCUGUUUUUCGCCUCUCUGGUGCUGCACUCGCAUUUCUGUGGCCCUGCGGUUUUAAAGAAACGCCCUUUUCUAAAGUGGAGUACGGAGAAAAUGCUUUAUCGCUUGGAUUUGGGUUGGCCUAGGUUUUCAGAAUCCUUCACCGGCGUGACAUUUUGUGUUGCAGUUGAUUCCCUCAACGGGUUGGUUUACGUGGCCCAAAGAGGGGAUAACAUACCAAAAGUAUUAGUGUUCACAGAGGACGGAUAUUUACUACGAUCUUGGAAUCACACAGUUGACACACCUCAUGGUAUGUUCGCAUCCAGCACACCACUCGAACAAUCCGUCUGGAUCACGGAUGUAGGAAGUGGAUCCUAUGGUCAUACUGUUAAAAAAUACAAUUCCUUUGGUGAUCUCGUUCAAGUUUUGGGUACUCCAGGCAAAAAAGGCACGGCUUUGAAUCCCCUGCAGUUUGAUAACCCUGCAGAACUGUAUGUGGAGGACACAGAAGAUAUUUACAUUGUGGAUGGGGAUGGAGGAUUAAAUAACAGAUUGAUCAAACUGUCCCAAAAUUUCAUGAUCCUUUGGCUGCGUGGAGAAAAUGGAACAGGACCUGCUAAGUUCAACAUUCCUCACAGUGUUACACUUGAUUCAGUUGGUCGGGUAAAAAUGUACUGUCUUUAUAUUUGGGAAAGAGAGAGUGUGGGGGUAAUGAAGGCAGAUGUGGCAGCCACGCCAUCGUCUUUGGGCAAUGACAUGAACGGGGAGGAUGCUAACGCCAAGUGA
This is a messenger RNA of Dipodomys ordii (Ord's kangaroo rat), 999 nucleotides long. It is a transcript of the gene Nhlrc3, whose product is annotated as NHL repeat containing 3. Gene Ontology annotation, biological process: negative regulation of translation; protein polyubiquitination; proteasome-mediated ubiquitin-dependent protein catabolic process. Bases 202 to 999 code for a protein of 265 amino acids. The record is from RefSeq and is a predicted model, not a curated record. NCBI's taxonomy places the organism in Eukaryota, Metazoa, Chordata, Mammalia, Rodentia, Heteromyidae. Gene Ontology annotation, molecular function: translation repressor activity; ubiquitin protein ligase activity. The transcript has 6 exons.